GACCCUCUCUUGUAUUAGAACUCUGCCAGCAGAGGCAUCGUGAAAAUGGGAUCAUUUUCAUCUGCCUCUCUCUGCAACAGCAUCUCCCAUCUGGCUGUUAAGUAUCAAAGAAGCUUCCAGCACUACACCUAACCCUCGGUACUCCUCUUCCUUUUGGACAGUAUCUUUGGAAGGUACUCCCAUCACCCUCUAUUACUGUUGGCCCUAGUGAUCCUCCCAACUAUUUAGAAGAAGGUAAUAAUGCCUGUCUUGCAAGAAAUUUAGGCUGAUUACUUCACUGGGUGUUAUGCAAGAGGGAUUCUUCACUUUGUGUCAUGCAGUUUCACUCCUGAUGCUCAAGAUCAACGAGAAUCUCCAAUGGUGGAUAUAAGUGUAAAUUACUGAUCAAGAGAAGUCUUCAGUGGCUUCUGGACACGGCUUGGAUUUUUGAACUUUUAGGAAAUGAAUUUACCACGGAGAAGGCGGCUACAACGGAACCGAAUCCUUUUCUUGCUUGCCAUAGUGUUGACCCUCUCUCUUUAUCAGCUCCAGUUCAGCCCCUCUGCCCUUCCAGCACCACACACAUCACCCCAACCCACGGACCCUGUCAAAGUGACCUCCAGGGACCUCCCCAGCAACCAGACUGCCGUAACAAGCAAUGUCACAGCAACACCCAAAAUAAGGCACUGUGUGUAUGUGGAUACUGAGCCAACUGUGCCCAUCACUACAUCAGUAGAUACAACACCACAGCAAGAAAAUGUCAGUGAAAGCUACCCAGGUGGAAAGCCACCACAUGAAUCUAAAGGAGAAUAUCCCGAGGACCUGUUCAGUGUGGAAGAACGCAGGCAAGGGUGGGUUGUACUUCACAUCUUUGGCAUGACAUAUGUAUUUGUGGCCUUGGCCAUAGUGUGUGAUGAGUAUUUUGUCCCUGCUUUGGGAGUGAUCACAGAGAAGUUGCAGAUCUCUGAAGAUGUGGCUGGAGCCACCUUCAUGGCAGCAGGUGGAUCAGCACCAGAACUCUUCACCUCCCUCAUAGGUGUCUUCAUCUCACACAGCAAUGUGGGCAUCGGUACCAUUGUGGGCUCAGCAGUGUUUAAUAUCCUCUUUGUCAUUGGCACCUGUGCCCUCUUCUCAAGGGAGAUACUCCACCUGACAUGGUGGCCCUUAUUUAGAGACAUCUCAUUCUACAUUGUAGACUUACUGAUGCUCAUCCUGUUUUUCCUAGACAGUGUCAUUGAUUGGUGGGAAAGCCUCCUUUUACUGACUGCCUAUGCCACAUAUGUAUUCACUAUGAAACACAACGUGUACCUAGAACAAUGGGUGAAGCAGGAGCUGAACAAGAGGCUAAAUGCUGUGCAGGCAGCAUCAGCAGAGCAUAUACGGAAGAAAAGCAGUGAGACAGUUGCACAUGAUGGAGCAAAGAACCCAGCAGAUGUGAGGAAGCUGCAGCCUGCAUCUGCCUUACAGCGAGGCAGCAGCUCAGCCUCCCUGCACAACUCCCAAAUGCGCAGCACCAUCUUCCAACUCAUGAUCCACACCCUGGACCCCCUGGCAGAUGCAAAAUUUAAAGACAGGGUCGACAUCCUGAGCAACAUAGCCAAGGCCAAAGUAGAGACUCCGGCUGGACAAGGAGCAAAACCAGAAGGAGAAGAGGAAAAGAAGACACCAAGUGCUGUUCAGGUAACUCCUGCCAGCGACUCUGAACCCAGCAAGGACAAACAGAAGACAGAUGCGCCGCAAGACGGAAAGCCCCCUUCAGACAACGAUGCCUCAGAAGACAGCAGCUCUGACAGUGAGGAAGACAGUGAUGAUGACAGCACAGAUGAUGAUGAUGAUGAUGAUGAUAAUGAUGAGCCAUUAUCUCUUGAAUGGCCAGAAUCUAGGAAAAAACAAGCAAUUUACCUUUUCCUCUUUCCCAUUGUCUUCCCUCUCUGGAGCACUAUGCCUGAUGUUAGAAACCCAGACUCCAAAAAGUUCUUCGUGAUCACAUUUUUUGGAUCCAUCAUGUGGAUUGCUGUCUUCUCUUACCUCAUGGUGUGGUGGGCUCACCAGGUUGGUGAAACAAUUGGGAUAUCGGAGGAAAUUAUGGGAUUAACCAUACUGGCAGCAGGAACAUCAAUCCCUGACCUCAUCACCAGUGUCAUUGUGGCACGGAAAGGCUUAGGUGACAUGGCUGUCUCCAGUUCUGUAGGCAGCAAUAUCUUCGAUAUCACUGUUGGUUUGCCAGUUCCUUGGUUCCUUUUUUCUGUCUUCAACGGUCUCAGCCCUGUUGCAGUCAGCAGCAAUGGUUUGUUUUGUGCAAUUGUUCUCCUUUUUCUCAUGCUCCUAUUUGUGAUUAUUUCAAUUGCUGUAUGUAAAUGGAAAAUGAACAAAAUACUGGGGUUCACUAUGUUUGCUCUUUACUUCGUGUUUUUGAUCAUCAGUGUGAUGUUAGAAGACAGGAUAAUAUCCUGCCCAGUAUCUGUAUGACAUUUGGACACCUCAAGAGGUAUAUAAGCAUGUAUCAAAAUCAAAAGGGGUUUAAGGUAGCCAUUGUUCUACUGAAAAAAACCAACCAGAAUGAUAACAAGCUUACUGAGAAUAAAAUGUCUUUAACAUACUAAAAAAAAAAAAAAAGUCAUCUCAUGUGGUAUGUCAGCCUCUACUAUUUUUCUUUAGGAUCAGAAAAGAUCAGAUAAUGAUGUGACCAAUAUCAAAUAACAUGAUUAGGCAUUCAUGGAAAGGCUGGUAUGAUACAGAUGAGUGAAGUUUUCAGUCUGGCUGAUCCCCUCAAGUUAACGGAGCUGAUUUUCAGCACAGAAUAUUUACUCCUUAUAGAAAUAUUUUCAGGAACACACUCUAAAUUACUUCGUAAACUGCUCAAACCCACUGAAAUCAAUGAACUUCACUUCAGCAGGGUCAGACCUCUAUGGCUUGCCUUUACAGAACUACUCUGCUUAAAAUCAUUGUGCGACACCCACUCUGUACCUCAGAAGCAACCUCCCUCACAUCGCAUCUAAGCAACGAGCACAGUGGUUCCCGAGGUCUGUGCUGCAGCUAGCUUGCCAUGACCUCCCUAUGCAGAGGUAGUUUCAUCCUCUCAGUAAAUGCCACAAUAAAGCAUCCACAAUUGGUGCUCCACACAUACCUCCAGAAAAGCGUGGACACAAACAUGGGUUGUGCUUCGGAAAAAAUGCUUUUUGCUGGCCCUCUUAAGACUGAGAAAUACAAUGCUAAGGUUUCUGAGGAAAAUGCAAAGCAGUAAGAGUUAUUCUUGCAUGCAGAAACACACAGGAUUUGAGAGUUAAAGAGCAAUUCUGAAAGCCAUCCAUACAACUCCUUUUAAAUCUGUACCUGAUCUUGCAAUACAAUCCCUAAAACUUAUGGUAAGUGCCACCACACAAGUGUAAUGUCAUAUGGAUUGACAUCUUUCUGUAACAAGGCUAAAUGGAUCUGGGGUUAGAAUAGCACAGCACCACCAAUAAAAAGUAAGACCAGGAAUCAGAAACACUAUAACAAAAAGUUGAACAGCUUGAGUUUUGUUUUCAUCCUGACACUAAUGUCUGAAAUUUAAAGAUUAUUGUAUCCAGCACUAAUUCUUGUUAGCACUGUCUUCUACAGAACCACUAUGAAAAAAUGCCACUGACAUCAACUAUCAACAAACCUGAAAGGUUUAUUGUUAACAAUGCCUCAUGUGAGCAAACAAUGUAGUUAAGAGUUGCAGACAUUUCUGUCAUUCUAAUCCAUGUAAUAAAACGUAAAUGAAAAUAA
This is a messenger RNA of Athene cunicularia (burrowing owl), 3729 nucleotides long. It is a transcript of the gene SLC24A1, whose product is annotated as solute carrier family 24 member 1. Bases 442 to 2448 code for a protein of 668 amino acids. The transcript has 11 exons. The record is from RefSeq and is a predicted model, not a curated record. Gene Ontology annotation, biological process: intracellular calcium ion homeostasis; long-term synaptic depression; calcium ion transmembrane transport. Gene Ontology annotation, cellular component: membrane. NCBI's taxonomy places the organism in Eukaryota, Metazoa, Chordata, Aves, Strigiformes, Strigidae. Gene Ontology annotation, molecular function: calcium, potassium:sodium antiporter activity; calcium channel activity.